Rotaria sordida is the source of this 888-nucleotide messenger RNA. Lineage: Eukaryota; Metazoa; Rotifera; Eurotatoria; Philodinida; Philodinidae. The record is from the annotation of a GenBank genome assembly.
AUGCUCUUGAACGUACUUGUUCAAAAUAUAAAUUUUUUCGUUGUUACAAAUGAUCAAUCUAUUGGAAAAGUUAAAGAAGAAAUUAUUAAUGAUGAAGAAAUUUUACCAUUUGAUACACAAGAUCGUAUUCUUGCUUAUCUUGUUUCCCUUGAAGGUAGCACAACAUCAAGUGGCCGUGGUGGUGGAGGAGAAGGAAAUAAACAAUCCAAACAUCUUCAUCAUCAUCAAGAUGAUACAAUAUUAACAUUAACAAUAAAUACAAAUAGUACUGAUUAUCAAAAAUAUUUUGCUAAGCAACGAGCUGGAAUUGAAGUUAUAUCAUUUCCAAGUAAUGACUUGGAAUCAACAACGUUCUUAGAUGAAACGGAAGAUGAUCGAUAUUCAACGGUUACUGAUUCAACAACAAUUUCAUCACGAUAUCAUAGUAGAAAUCGACCUCGUGGCAGAAUACAUCAAUUACAAUCAGGACUUGAUCGAGCAUCACCAUUCAGCAGUCUAAAUUCAGACUCAACAAUGACAUCAAAUAUUAUCACAGUAACACUUAAUUUAGACGCAGUUAACUUUUUGGGUGUUACUAUUGUUGAUCAAAUCGAUGAAACAGAUUCAAGUGAUGGAAGACUUUAUGUUAAAUCCAUAAUGAAAGGAGGUGCAGUUGCACAAGAUGGCCGCAUUGCACCAGGCGAUAUGAUUCUUCAAGUAAAUGAUAUUAAUCUUAAAGAAUUAUUACAUGAUGAUGUUACUGAAAUUCUACGUGAAGCUGUCCAAAAACUUGGCACUUGGAUAUUUACAUCGAUUGUUGGUAGAAUGAGUAUAGGACAAUAUUUAAAUUUAUCUCUAUCCAUACUUCGUGCAUUAAAAUUAUUGUCACGAAUUACAGAAAGAAAAUGA